This is a messenger RNA of Laccaria bicolor S238N-H82, 747 nucleotides long. RefSeq lists its product as uncharacterized. The record is from RefSeq and is a predicted model, not a curated record. The transcript is spliced from 4 exons. NCBI's taxonomy places the organism in Eukaryota, Fungi, Basidiomycota, Agaricomycetes, Agaricales, Hydnangiaceae. Gene Ontology annotation, molecular function: translation initiation factor activity; mRNA binding; protein binding. Gene Ontology annotation, cellular component: eukaryotic translation initiation factor 4F complex. The annotation marks the transcript as partial.
AUGCCGAUCGAUCCUGAUUCACCCGUAUUUGUUGAUCGCAAGGUCACGGCUCUACUCAACAAGUUGACCAUGCAGAAGUUCGAUUCCAUCUCUGAUCAAGUUAUCGCUUGGGCGAAUAAAUCGGAGAAAGAGAAGGACGGAAGGACUCUCGUUCAAGUUAUCAGACUCGUCUUUGAGAAGGCUAUUGAUGAAGCUAUUUGGUCAGAGAUGUACGCUCGCCUUUGGAGGAAAAUGAUGGAACAGAUUAGCUCCAAACCCAUUGCUGGUGGUCAACUCUUCCGAAAAUACAUGCUCAACAGAUGUCAAAAAGAUUUUGAGCGCGCUUCGAGGGAUGAAGCUGCAAAGGCUGUCAUCCGGCAGAGCAAGGAGGGUGGAACUGAGAAAGUCGCGCUAUAUUCUGACGAAUACUACGCUGCACAGAAGGCCAAGCGACAAGGUCUCGGUCUGAUCAAGUUUAUUGGCGAAUUCUUCAAACUACAGAUGCUGACCGAACGUAUUAUGCAUGAGUGUGUCAAGAAACUACUCGGAAAUGUGGAGAACCCCGAGGAGGAAGAGAUCGAAAGUUUGUGCACAUUGCUGACCACUGUCGGCGCCAGUUUCGACACACCGAGGGCCCGGGCCCAUAUGGAGGUCUAUUUCUCUCGGAUGAAAGAGCUUUCCAAGAACCAGAAUGUCAGCUUACGAAUGCAGUUCAUGUUGCAGGAUAUGAUUGAGUUGCGAGAACGGAAGUGGGAAUCUCGCAACGCA